Loa loa (African eye worm) is the source of this 651-nucleotide messenger RNA. RefSeq lists its product as hypothetical. The transcript has 5 exons. The record is from RefSeq and is a predicted model, not a curated record. The annotation marks the transcript as partial. NCBI's taxonomy places the organism in Eukaryota, Metazoa, Nematoda, Chromadorea, Rhabditida, Onchocercidae.
AUUAGCAGUGUAACAGCGAGAUUGCAGAGAAGUGAGCAUCAGGCUCAUGGAGAUGAAUGGAUUGAGGUCCUAGUGGCGGACUUGUUUCGCCGCCCAAGUCCUCCGCCAACUCGGGAGCAGUUGGAAUUAUUACGUGAGCUCCUAGAGCACGAGUGUGAAAUGAAGCGCCACGAAUUGGUAGAACCAGUACCGGCACUGGUUCACGAUGAAGAAGAGGGGAGAGAGUUGGCGGAGUGGCGACAAAUGUCACAUGAGCACAAUGAGGAAAGUACCGAUGUGAUACCGAGGGCGUCCGCGAUAACGGAAAAAGGUCACGAGACAAUACCAGCAGUUCCGGAAGCCUUCCAUGUGUCGGUGGUGGAAGGUUUACUGGCACAAUACCAACAGCUGCUGGUUGUACCACCGAUUGACCCGUACACAGUAAUUAGAAAUACUAACGGAUCUAUAAUAAUUGAAUGUGACAUGUGUCCUAAAGAAUUUGGGACCCUAAAGGGAUGGCGAUAUUCAUGCCGCCAAACUGCAUCGGCAGAACGCUUUUGCCAAAAAUGCGGUCAUUUCGUCAACAUGCCGCAUAUCCACUCCGAUGAAGAAAUCCCAGGUGCAAUGGAACUUCAUUCUUCGAAAUGUUUCCCAAGGCCACGAAAGCCGUAA